AUGUCAUCGGUACCAUCUCUACAGGGGUUACCUUCAGAGUUUGAUUUCUAUCAUGAAUUCAAGAGCAGCCAGGUGGACUGUGCAAGUGGAAAUGGCUGCUCCGAUGAAAUAAGUCAAUAUCAAUUGGCACAGAAGUUCCCGAAUAGUAUUGAUCGGGAUCAAGUGGAGCACGCAUUAGCCCAUAUAUACAACAUAUACAAAAAUGGAGAUAAAAAAUCACUGGAAUGUACAGCACGCCAUUUUUUUUAUUAUUGGAUAGGGGACAAACUAUCUAACAGUAAUGGGGGAAGUGGCACUUUUCGAGCUGCCAUGAGUGUUAUUUGCAGAAGAAUAAAGGAUAACUAUAAGCCAGGAGGAUGUGAACUUCCCUGUGAUGAUAGUGGACACGUUGACAGAGACAUCUUCAACAGUAGAAAAAAAUUAUUCGACUUUUGGUAUGAUGGUAACAUAGUACAAACAUUGCUAGAAAUUAGUGGGUCUGAAGGUACGAAGAUAUGUGCGAAAUACAUAGGGGAAAUCGAUGAAGCAUAUGAAGCUGUGCAAACACAUUGUGGAACCAACGGAAGUGAUAAGUACUGUACAGAAUUUUGGAAUAAAAAUAGGAAUAAAAUUAAUCAGGCAUUACAAGGAGUGAACCACGGAUUACAGGCUGCACAGAAACGUACAACGGAGGCAGCAAAAGCAACCUCUGCAGCAGUAGAAGAAGCCGUCCGCAAUGCCACCACCACCUCUUCCAUCUCCUCUAUACUUGGCACCUUAGCAGCGACGACAGUUCCUUUCUUCCUAUAUAAAUAUAAACUUCUACCCUCUUGGUUUGGUAACAAUUCUAAUGGAAGAAGCAGAAAGAAAAGGUCUACCGCACGAAACCGUGAUACGUUGACAGAAGACAGCUCAACGUUCGACUCAACGGACACUUCCACAAUAGGUCCAACGGAUCUAGCCGAAAAUUCCACAGUGCGCUCUGGCGUGUACACUACACCGUCCACAAGACAGUCUACUGGGAGAACAAAUAAUGCACCAGGUCGUCCAAAUAUAGGUUAUCAAAACCUGUAA
Molecule: messenger RNA, 1053 nt
Organism: Plasmodium coatneyi
Lineage: Eukaryota; Apicomplexa; Aconoidasida; Haemosporida; Plasmodiidae
Product: KIR protein
Exons: 3
Coding region: 1-1053 (350 amino acids)
Source: RefSeq, a predicted model, not a curated record